UCGAGAGCCCAUCCACCCAAACAGGGCUAGGAGAGGAGAGAUGGUUUAUGGAGGCUGCACUUACAGCCGCUGCCGCUGCUGCCGCCGCCACCUCCGCUGCUGCCGCCACCGCCUGAAGAAGCCCCAUCCAUCCGCCUGCAGCCCGGGAGACUCAGAGCCUGGGAGGGGCCUAGGGCCCGGGCCGCCCGCCUCCUUCUUCUAGUCGUCGUCCGGGGCUUGCUCUUGCUCCACCAACCCUCUGCCCUCCCCUCCGCCUCCGCCCUCCUCCUCGGCCUCCAGCCGCCAGCCAACCGCGCGGCCGCUUGUUGAGCCAAGGCUCCACUGUCUCCAUGACGCCCGGCAAACAUUCCCGUGCCUUAGCCGGAGCCGCUGACGCCGGGGGUUGGUACAGGGGCUCCAGAAGCAGCCAGGGAAGGGGGUGGUCGACAACUCCCCACCCAGUCGUCACCAUGCCCAUCUCUCCGGUAAACAGCCGCAAGCAGCCGAACGUCGGGGUAAACUCUGGCGCACAGCCGAAGAUGUCUGUUAGCUUUACUGGCCCAGCAAAAGGAGCGCCAAUGAAAGGAGGAUAUACUAGUGCAAACCAAAGCAGAAUGUCUGUGUCAAAAACCAUGGUGAUUCUACCUGACCCAAAAACAGUAGAAAAAAUGAAUCCUGCGAGCCACACUACUGAAGUGACUGAUAUACAUGGAGUUGAUGUUACUCCCAGACCUCUUUACCAUCCAGAUCCAUAUACUGGUACAGCAAAGCCAAAUAAACUAUUGACAUCACAAGAAGGAUCACGUACAUCGGACUUUAUAGCUUCCUAUAGCCUUUAUCAGAAUACAAUAAAUCCUAGUAUGUUAGGGCAGUUUACAAGGUCAGUUUUAGGAAGCAGUACAGUUUCUAAGUCAAGUACAUCCACUACUGAAUCAAUGGUAGAAGACCUAGAAGAACCAUCCUUUAAACGGGAAAUGUUGGCUAGUUUUACAGAUUUACGAGUUAUUAGGGCAACACCUGGAAAAAUUGUAACAAAAGAAGACCUGGAGAAGACUAUAGAGAUAAUACUCACAGAGACAGAAACGAUGAACUUUUUUAACCUACCAACAGUCAUGGUUUCUGUAGAAUCUGAAGAAGCUGAGAAAGUAAGCCAGAGAAACAAGAACUAUGAGACUCUUUGUCGAAAUAGAUUAGGCAAUGACUUAUAUGUAGAAAGGAUGAUGCAGACUAUUAAUGGAGCACCAAAGAAUAAACACGUUCAAUGUGACAAAAUCAUGAAGGAAGACAAAGGCAUAAUGUCCACUGCUUGGGAUUUGUACGAUUCUUAUAAUGCUAUGGAGCUUUCAUCUUUACCAGUAAAAAGAUCUACAGUUGAUUCAAGUAGUAAAGCAAGCAUACCUUCUAAAGACUGGGACCAAAGACUGCCAUGGAGUAAUUUAGAAAAAAUUAGUGAAAGUAGUUCUCUAAUGGAUAUUGAAAAUGUAACUCUGGCUAAAGUCCAUGAUGAAGAAGAAGAUAACUCAGAGGAAGUAUUGAAAUCUGAUAAGUUCCAACAGGACUUAUUUUUUAUGGAACGAGUUAUAAUGGAAAAUAUAUUUCAGCCAAAACUUGCAGCUUAUCGUCAGCUUCCUGUUUUAAAAGAACCAGAACCUGAAGACUUUUUAGUAGGUGAAAAACUUGAAGAGGUAGAAGAAGAGGCUAAGAAGGAAGAGGAAGAAGAAAUAGAAAUAGGUUCAGAACAAUCAACAAUACCAGCCAAUUUGGAACGACUUUGGUCCUUUUCCUGUGACUUAACCAAAGGCCUUAAUGUGAGCAGCCUUGCCUGGAAUAAAACAAAUCCAGACCUUUUGGCUGUUGGCUAUGGGCACUUUGGAUUUAAGGAGCAAAAAAGAGGAUUGGCUUGCUGCUGGUCAAUAAAGAAUCCCAUGGUAACUAAAACAGGAAUAAGACCUAUUUUUAUUUAA
Molecule: messenger RNA, 1943 nt
Organism: Mesoplodon densirostris (Blainville's beaked whale)
Lineage: Eukaryota; Metazoa; Chordata; Mammalia; Artiodactyla; Ziphiidae
Gene: DNAI4
Product: dynein axonemal intermediate chain 4
Biological process (GO): cilium movement
Cellular component (GO): axonemal dynein complex
Molecular function (GO): dynein light chain binding; dynein heavy chain binding
Source: RefSeq, a predicted model, not a curated record